AUGGCUGGCAGGGAGUGUGAGCAUUGUCGCAACCUGGACCGCUCCUUGAAUGGCGAUCGUCAUGAUAGUUCGCCGGAUUCACAUCAUACCCUAGGAUAUCAAGGACAGGGUCAUGGACAGCAGCGAUACAGCAAUGCCUCUCUCCAUGACGAAAAGCAGAGAGAUGGGGGAGAAAAGGGGGGUGAGCGAGGUUCACCGCCCGUGGUUGGUUUCUGGCAUUCGGAACUCGCAAAAUUGAGACUGCAGCUGCUGGGAUUGUGGGCAAGAACCACUUUGAUACUCUGUGUUUUUAUCCUCCUUGUCAUGAGUAUGUACUGGGCGGUAUUGUUCAACGUGGAACAAAACUUGUCCUCGCUCGACGUGUAUGUUGUGGAUUUCGACGGCACUCAAGCACCAUAUACGGGAGUCACGCCUCUUGUUGGUCCCUUGAUCACCCAAACCACCGAAAAAAUGAUAUCGUCUGGACAAUCCGGGGGCCAUUUGGGUUUCAUCACCAUGGAUCCAGCCUUCUUCGACAACGACCCAAUGAACGUCCGGCAAGCUGUGUAUGACUUCAAGGCAUGGGCAGCAAUCGUCAUCAAUGCAAACGCUACAGCGCUCCUCCAACAAGCUGUACAGCAGGGCAAUGCCAGUUAUGAACCUCUGGGGGCCUGUCAAACCAUCUGGGUUGAAGCUCGAGAUCAAGAUACCGUUUAUGACUACAUCCUUCCGUCCCUUACGAGUCUGCAGACGGAAAUCACUUCCAUCUUCGGCCAGAUGUGGACGGGCAUGGUCCUCAAAAACACCAGCAUCCCAAUCACAAACCUACAAGCGGCACCGCAGGCACUCAGCCCAGCAAUCGGCUUCUCAAUGUUCAGUCUCCGCCCCUUUACCCCUCCCGUCACCACCCCAGCAGUCACAAUUGGUCUCAUCUACCUCAUCAUCAUCGCCUUCUUCAGUUUCACCUUCUUCCUGCCCAUCUACACCAAGCUCGUCACACCCGGAGGGCACCCGACCAUCAAAUUCUGGAAAUUCAUCUGCAUCCGCUGGAUCGGCACAGUCCUAGCUUACUUCUUCAUGUCCCUAGCCUACUCAUUCAUCUCUCUCGCCUUCCAAAUUCCCUUUGAUAACCCCACUGCUCCGACUACGAUGGUCGCCAACAACCCCGACGCUUACGGUAAAGGCACGUUCGUCGUCUACUGGAUGAUCAAUUUCAUCGGCAUGAUCGCCCUCGGCCUCGCUUGCGAGAACGUCGCAAUGGCAAUCGGGCAGCCGUGGACGGCGAUGUGGCUUAUCUUCUGGGUCAUCUCCAACGUGUCGACCGCUUUCUACUCCCUGGACUUGGCGCCGAAGUGGUACUACUGGGGCUACGCGUGGCCGUUGCACAACAUCGUCGAAGCGUCGCGGAGCACCUUGUUCGAUUUGCAUUCGAGGAUCGGGCUCAAUCUCGGAGUCUUGUUCGUUUGGUGUGCGAUUAAUACAAUGUUGUUCCCGUUCGCGUGCUAUUUCAUGCGCUGGAAGACGAUGAGGAUGAAGAGGAAGGAGGCCGAGGCGAAGAAGAACUAA
Letharia lupina is the source of this 1545-nucleotide messenger RNA. RefSeq lists its product as uncharacterized. The coding region runs from base 1 to 1545 and encodes 514 amino acids. The transcript has 2 exons. NCBI's taxonomy places the organism in Eukaryota, Fungi, Ascomycota, Lecanoromycetes, Lecanorales, Parmeliaceae. The record is from RefSeq and is a predicted model, not a curated record. Gene Ontology annotation, cellular component: membrane.